AUGGUGAUGCACGCAACAUUAUUCUUUGGCAGCACGGAGAACUUGAGCCUAUAUCUACUAGAUUUGGUAAUAGUAUUUAUGAUGUCUCUAAUUGUAGAAUGUCUAUCACACACGAGAUUUAUAAGUUCACAGAGCAACAAUUGGAUUGCCGGGGUGAUUCAAGUGGGAUUGUACGGCAUUCGGAUUAGCCUAGCGUAUCUUGUGAUGUUGGCAGUCAUGAUGUCCAAUGCAACCUUUGUUGUAGCUGUUGCUGGUUACACCCUUGGAUUCCUAAUUUUUGGUAGUAGAGUUUUUGAUAAAUCAGAUAACGAAUCAUAUCAAAAACCUUCAGAUCUUCCUCCAUUAAAUUGCUAG
Molecule: messenger RNA, 354 nt
Organism: Olea europaea var. sylvestris
Lineage: Eukaryota; Viridiplantae; Streptophyta; Magnoliopsida; Lamiales; Oleaceae
Product: copper transporter 1-like
Exons: 1
Coding region: 1-354 (117 amino acids)
Biological process (GO): copper ion transmembrane transport; intracellular copper ion homeostasis
Cellular component (GO): plasma membrane
Molecular function (GO): copper ion transmembrane transporter activity
Source: RefSeq, a predicted model, not a curated record